AUGGGAGCCGGCAGGCGGCAGGCCCUGCCCCUCUGGGCCCUCCUCCUGGCCAUCUCCUCCUCCAUGCAGCAGCAGCAGCAGCAGCCAGACCACGAGCAGCCUCCAGGGGCUGCAGACCGGACAGGAGGGGGCUGGGAAGCCCGGCUGGCCGGCCGGGCUCCAUCUCUGGACGGGGGAUCCCGGGGAAGGGGGAGCCGGAUUUCCGUGGCCCUGAGAAGUGGCCGCCGAGCCCACCCCCAGCCCUCAGACCGUCGGAGCGAGCAGGGCCUGGGCCUCCGGGGGGGUCGCCUGCCUCCCUCCCACUGCCCUCCUUGGGCCCGCAGACCCGUGAACGCGAGCCCCAGGGCACGAGGCGCCCCGUUCCCUGCUCCAGGAGGGCUCUUUGAGGCUGGAUCCACAGUCAGCCCUCGGGGCGCUUCUCCUGCCCCCGCCAGGGUCCCCUUUGGACCCCGUCCUCGUGGCUGGGUGCUCCACUGGGCCGACCUUUGGGGGCUCGCUCGAGGCCAGCCCUCGUGGCCCCUGGGGUCCCUGCUCUCCCAGGCCCGCCCAGGGGUCCAAUCGGUCACAGCUCCCCGCUGCCGAGCAGCAGCGCAGGGCUCCGGAGAAGCCUCUCCAAUGAGACCCAAGGGGCGGCCCCUGCUCCUGUCAGAGGGGGGGGAGGCCCCUCGAAGGCUCCUCCGUCUCCUGAGAACCCCAGACACCGCUCUGGAUGGUGAGGACCGGCCCGGGUGUCCGGCCCGCUGCGGCCACGUCCGUAGCCUGCGUCAGGGAAACGGGGAUGGCGGAGGGCAAGCUCAGUAUGACGUGUCGGACGUCAUGUAUGACUACCAAGCCUCUCUGCAGGAGCCGGGCGCUUCCCCAGACAACCUGCUCCAAGGCACCCUCCCUCCGAUGACCGCCAUCUCCACCGUCAAGACUCUCAGCCCAUCCCACAACGGCCGGGUGUGCAGCACGUGGGGAGACUUCCACUACAAGACCUUCGACGGGGACGUCUUCUACUUCCCCGGCCUCUGCAACUACGUCUUCUCCUCCCACUGCAAGUCGCCUUACGAGGACUUCAACAUCCAGAUCCGGCGCUCGCCGGGGCCCCACGCCACCACGGCCGUGAGCCGGAUCACCCUGAAGCUCGAUGGCACCGUGCUGGAGAUGAACCAGGACGCCAUCCUGGUCAACGGCCGCCCGGUUCAGCUGCCCUUCAGCCAAGCGGGCAUCCUGGUGGAGAAGAACGGCAUCUACGUGAAGGUGGUGGCCAAGCUGGGCCUAGUGUUCAUGUGGAACCAAGAUGACGGGCUCCUGCUGGAACUAGAUGCCAAGUAUGCCAACCAGACCUGCGGCCUCUGUGGAGACUUCAACGGCAUCCCCACCUACAACGAGUUCUUCUCCAAUGAUGUCAGACUGACAGCAGUCCAGUUCGGGAACCUGCAGAAGAUGGAUGGGCCCAUGGAGCAGUGCCAGGACCCCGUCCCGAGAGCCCCCCACAACUGCACAGCGCGCAGCAGGGUGUGCUUCCCGUUUCCCCAGGAUUUCUGUGGGGCCAUCCUCAACAGCGCCCCCUUCGCCGCCUGCCACGCUCUGGUGGACGUCAGCAGCUACGUGGAGGCCUGCCGGCAGGACGUGUGCCUCUGCGAGGAAGCCCACUACACCUCCUGCAUCUGCAGCACCUUCGCCGAGUACUCCCGCCAGUGCGCCCACGCCGGAGGGCUGCCCGCCAACUGGAGGGCCCCCGACCUGUGCCACAAGAGCUGCCCCUGGAACAUGCAGUACCGGGAGUGCGGCUCCCCCUGCAAGGACACCUGCUCCAACCCCGACCAGUCACUGCUGUGCGAGGACCACUGCACGGACGGCUGCUUCUGCCCCCUGGGAACGGUGCUGGACGACGUGGCGGGCCGGGGCUGCGUGCCGGUGGAGCAGUGCUUCUGCACGUACAACGGGCAGCCGUUCGCCCCCGGAACCUUCUACUCCACCGAAUGCACCAACUGCACGUGCUCCGGCGGCAAGUGGAGCUGCCAGGACCUCCCCUGCCCGGGCACCUGCUCCGUGACGGGCGGCGCCCACUUCUCCACCUUUGACGAGAAGCACUACACGGUCCACGGCGACUGCAGCUACGUCCUGGCCAAGCCCUGCGACGACAAGGCCUUCACCGUCCUGGCAGAGCUCCGCAAGUGUGGACUGACCGACAGCGAGACGUGCCUCAAGAGCGUGACUCUCAGUGUGGGGGGUGGGCACACCAUGAUUGUGGUCAAGUCCACUGGGGAGGUGUUUGUGAACUGGAUCUACACGCAGCUGCCCGUCUCAGCAGGCAACGUCACCCUCUUCAGGCCUUCCUCCUUCUUCAUCAUCGCUCAGACCAACCUGGGCCUCCAGCUGACCAUCCAGCUCAUCCCCACCAUGCAAGUCUUUGUGAGGCUGGAGCCGUCCCUUCGGGGGCUGACCUGCGGUCUCUGCGGGAAUUUCAACAGCAUCCAGGCGGACGACUUCAGGAGCAUGAGUGGGGUGGUGGAAGGCACGGCCGCCGCCUUCGCCAACACCUUCAAGACUCAGGCCGACUGCCCCAACGUCAGGAACCACCUGGAGGACCCCUGCGCGCUCAGUGUGGAGAACGAGAAGUAUGCCCAGCACUGGUGCAGCCUGCUCACUGACCCACAGGGAGUCUUUGCCCUGUGCCACACGGCGGUCAACCCAGCCCUGUACCACUCGAACUGCAUGUUCGACACGUGCAACUGUGAGAAGAGCGAGGACUGUCUGUGCGCGGCGCUCUCUGCCUACGUGCAGGCCUGCGCCGCCCGCGGAGUGCUGCUGAGCGGCUGGAGGUCCGGAGUCUGCACCAAGCCCAUGAGCUCGUGCCCCAAGUCUCUGACGUACCGCUACAACAUCAGCACGUGCCAGCCCACCUGCCGCUCGCUCAGCGAGCCCGACGUCACCUGCAACAUCAAGUUCUUCCCCGUGGACGGCUGCACCUGCGAGGAGGGCACCUACAUGGACGCCGCGGGCAAGUGCGUGCCCGCCGCCAGCUGCCCGUGUUACUACCACGGGUCCGUCGUGCCCAACGGAGAGUCCAUCCACGACAACGGGGCCGUGUGCACGUGCACCCAGGGCAGACUGGACUGCAUCGGAGGCCGGGUGCCCGAGCCGGUCUGUGCCGCCCCCAUGGUCUACUUUGACUGCAGCGAGGCCCCGGCGGGAGUCACGGGAGCCGAGUGUCAGAAGAGCUGCCACACGCUGGACAUGGCCUGCUAUAGCACGCAGUGUGUCUCUGGCUGCAUGUGCCCGGACGGGCUGGUGUCAGACGGGGAAGGAGGCUGCAUCCCAAAGGAGAACUGCCCGUGUGUCCACAACGAGGCCAGCUACAAGGCUGGUGAGACCAUCCAGGUGGAGUGCAACACCUGCACCUGCAAGAAUCGAAUGUGGCACUGUACCGACGAGUCCUGCCUGGCCACGUGUGCUGUGUACGGCGACGGGCACUACAUCACCUUUGAUGGCCAGCGCUAUAGUUUCAAUGGGGACUGCGAGUACACUCUGGUCCAGGACCACUGCGGGAAGAACAGCAGUGCCCAGGGCACGUUCCGAGUCAUCACCGAGAACAUCCCCUGCGGGACCACAGGCACCACCUGCUCCAAGGCCAUCAAGAUCUUCCUGGGGAGCUACGAGCUGAAACUCAGUGAAGGGAAGGUGGAGGUGGUGGAGAAGGCAGAUGCCAAGGAGGAGCCGCCCUACAGCAUCCGCCAGAUGGGCAUCUACCUGAUCGUGGACACCAACAUCGGGCUGGUGCUGCUGUGGGACAAGAAGACCAGCAUCUUUGUCCAACUGAGCCCAGACUUCAAGGGGAAGGUCUGUGGGCUCUGCGGGAACUACGACGGCAACAGCGUCAACGACUUCACCACCAGGAGCCUCUCGGUGGUGGGCGACGUGCAAGAGUUUGGCAACAGCUGGAAGAUCUCCCCGUCCUGCCCGGACGCCGUCUCCCCCAGGGACCCCUGCACCGCCAACCCUUACCGCAAGGCCUGGGCCCAGAAGCAGUGCAGCCUCAUCAACAGCGACGUCUUUGCCGCCUGCCAUCCUCAUGUCGAACCCACCAAAUACUACGAGGCCUGCGUGUCCGACGCGUGCGCCUGUGACACUGGCGGAGACUGCGAGUGCUUCUGCACAGCCGUGGCGGCCUAUGCGCAGGCCUGCAACGAGAUCGACGUCUGUGUCUCCUGGAGGACGCCCAGUAUCUGCCCUCUGUUCUGCGACUACUACAACCCCAACGGCUCCUGCGAGUGGCACUACCAGCCCUGCGGUGCUCCCUGCAUGAAGACCUGCCACAACCCCAGCGGGAAGUGCUCCCAUAACAUCCGAGGCCUGGAAGGCUGCUAUCCCAAAUGCCCUCCAAAGGCCCCCAUCUUUGAUGAAGAUAAGAUGCAGUGUGUCCAGAGCUGUGCGCCCUGCUACGUCAAUGGGACAUACUACCCGCCAGGCUCCCCAGUACCCUUGCACAAGAACUGCCAGUCAUGCUCGUGCACCGAGGCCGGCAUCCAGUGCACCUAUGACUCCAGCGCGUGUACCUGCACGUACGAGGGGAAGCACUUCCGCCCUGGGGAGAUCAUCUACAACACCACGGAUGGCACCGGGGGCUGCAUCGUUGCCAGCUGCGGGCCCAACGGCACCAAAGAAGCCAAGGUGUACGAGUGCGGCAUCACCACGCCGGCCCCCCCCACCACCCCCUUGUCCGACAUCACCACCCUGGUUACUCCGGCGACUCGAGAAUCUUCAACGGCUCCUAGCCCGAUGCCCGUCACCCCUGGAGUUGGCACCGUCACACAGCCAGGCACGGUCCCCACUACAGACACUAGUGUUACACCCACGAUUCACGCAGAGAGCGUCAGCACACUCAGCACACAGGCGGUAACCCCGCCUUGUGUUCAAGAGGUUUGCACGUGGAGCCCUUGGCUGGACGUCAGCCAUCCGGGAAGAGGAGCCAACAGCGGAGACUUCGAUACGCUGGAGAACAUCAGGGCGGCCGGCUACCGCGUCUGCAAGUCCCCUCGGGAGGUGGAGUGCAGGGCUGCCGAGUUCCCUGCCGUGCCCUGGCAGGAGCUCAACCAAACGGUGACGUGCAGCCCAACAGAGGGGCUGGUCUGCCUCAAUAAGGAGCAGGCGUCCGGGAAGUGUGACAACUACCAGAUCAGAAUUUUGUGCUGCCUUUCUCAGCCAUGUGAGCCCCACACAGCCACGGCCACGGCGACAGAGCCAGGCUCCAGCACGGUGACCCAGCCCACGUCCAUUGUCAGAACGACGACAAUACCAGAAAGCAGGCACGUCACAAACACUCGCCCUCCCCAAUCCACCCCUUUUCCAGCAACGACGGGAACGGCGCCCUCUUCAUCCCCGGAGACAUCGGGGACAUCGAGGCUCACUACCGAGGGGAUGCCGACGCCGACGCCAAGCGAGUGUCUUCAAGAAGUCUGUGAGUGGACACCCUGGAUAGAUGGGAGUUAUCCAGAGCCAGACAUCGAUGGGGGAGACUUUGACACCUUCAAGAAUUUAAGAUCCAAAGGAUACCGGUUCUGUGAUGUCCCCACAGCAGUGCAAUGUAGAGCUGAGAGCUUCCCCAACACACCUUUGAACGAGCUGGAGCAGAAUGUGACGUGUAGCAAGACCGAGGGCCUCUUGUGCCUGAACAAAGAUCAGUUCCCACCCAUAUGUUACAAUUAUGAGAUCCGAAUUCAAUGUUGUGAACUGACAAAGUGUGGGAGAGAGCGGACCACCAAAACCACGUCGAUUCCUCCCUCGCAAGCGAUGAGCAGCACGGGAACCGUAACCACAGAGACUCCGAGGUCCCAUUCGGAUCGCCCGAUAAGCACAGAGCAGAAGCCCACAAUGCCCCCCAACUGUGCGCCCCAGUGCUCAUGGACCAAGUGGUUUGAUGUCGAUUUCCCAUCAUCUGGACCCAACAGCGGAGACGUUGAAACCUACAACAACAUCAUGGCGAGAGGAGAGAAGAUCUGCCACAAACCCGAAUACAUCACCCAGCUUGAGUGCCGUGCAGAGACCCAUCCUGAGGUUAGCAUUGAGGAGAUUGGACAGGUGGUAGAGUGCAACCGUGACUAUGGGCUCAUCUGUAGGAACCAGGACCAGAAGGGGAAAUUCAAGAUGUGUUUCAAUUACGAGAUUCGGGUUCUCUGCUGUGAACCCAUGGAGAACUGUCCCAUCACCACAGCUGCAUCUCCAACCACCCCCACAAGCACAUCAGUCACCACAAAGACAAGUCCUGAGACAACAUCCCAUCCUGUUCCCACCACUACCACCUCACCCCUCACUACAAUGAUAUCAGUUUCCACCUCUACCCAAGAGCACUCAAGCACUAGCCCUGUGUCUGCAAGGACAAAACCAUCCACAUCUCAUCCAUCCAAACCCUCCAGCACAUCAGUCCUGCCACCAUCCCCCACCUGUCAGCCCCAGUGCUCAUGGACCAAGUGGUUUGAUGUCGAUUUCCCAUCAUCUGGACCCAACAGUGGAGAUGUUGAAACCUACAAAAACAUCAUGGCGAGAGGAGAGAAGAUCUGCCACAAACCCGAAUACAUCACCCAGCUUGAGUGCCGUGCAGAGACCCAUCCUGAGGUUAGCAUUGAGGAGAUUGGACAGGUGGUAGAGUGCAACCGUGACUAUGGGCUCAUCUGCAGGAACCAGGACCAGAAGGGGAAAUUCAAGAUGUGUUUGAAUUACGAGAUCCGGGUUCUCUGCUGUGAACCCAUGGAGAACUGUCCUUCCACAGCAUCCACCCCAAGCUCCAUUACAACCAUUUCCAGUACUACAUCAGCCACUACCUCCACUCCAUCUACUAUGAUCCCUACAAUAUAUGUCUCCACAACCUCUACCACCUUGUCUACACAUACCAGUACACCUUGUUUCUGCUUCCUGUCUGGAAAAGUCUACCAGUCUGGAACUGUGAUUUACAACCGGACUGACAAUGCGGGGCAUUGCUACUCUGCCAUUUGCAAUAAAGACUGUACUGUGGAGAGAAGAGCAGAAAUAUGUUCCACCUCGGUUCCUCCUCCAGUCCCAUCUACACCUCCAUCCAGGUCCACAUCCGCAUCCACUCCCACGUUGCCAUCGAGGUCUUCUUCUCAUCCUCCAGUUACACCAGGAAAAUCAGGAGAUUGUCCCAAUGCAGUACCACCAAGAAAGAGGGGAGAGACUUGGUUCCUGCACAAGUGCAAGAAAGCCACCUGCGAGGGUGACGACGUGGUCACGGUAACGCCCGUGAGCUGCCCCGCAGUGAAGAAGGUGUCCUGUGCCAAUGGCUACCCUCCUGUGAAGGUUUAUGAUGACGAAGAUCACUGCUGCUACCAUUAUGAAUGUCAAUGUGUGUGCAGUGGCUGGGGAGAUCCUCACUAUAUCACCUUUGAUGGCGUCUACUACACUUUCUUGGACAACUGCACAUAUGUCCUAGUACAACAAAUCCACGCCAUCUACGACCAUUUCCGGGUGCUCAUUGACAACUACUUCUGUGAUGCCCGCGAUGGGCUAUCCUGUCCUCGGUCGAUCAUCGUCGAGUACAAGGACAAUCGCAUCGUGCUGACCCGGGCCCUGGUCCGUGGGGUGAUGGAGAAUGAGAUUAUCUUCAACAACCGGACUAUCAGUGCAGGCUUCAAGCAAGACGGCAUUGUGAUCUCUACCCUGGGCAUUAAUAUGUACGUCACCAUCCCAGAGAUUGGCGUCCAAGUCAUGUUCAGUGGGCUGCUUUUCUCUGUGGAGGUGCCCUUCACCAAGUUUGCCAACAACACAGAAGGACAGUGUGGGACAUGUACCAAUGACAAGAGAGAUGAAUGCCGCCUGCCUGAUGGGAAGAUUGUAUCCUCCUGCUCUGAAAUGUCUGGUUCCUGGAAGUAUCAUGUGCCCAACCAGCCUUACUGUGCUAAUAGACCGACCCCGACCCCGACAGUGCCUCCCCUCAGCACACCCAAGCCAUGCCCGCCUUCUCCUCUCUGCCUGCUGAUUAUGAGCGAGGUCUUUGAACCGUGCCACAGCAUCAUCCCACCACAGUUCUACUUCGAGGGCUGCGUGUAUGACCAGUGCCACAUCCCCGAGGGCAGGGUGUGGUGCUCAGGCCUGGAGCUCUACGCAGCCCUCUGUGCUGCGCAAGGCCUGUGUAUCGACUGGAGAAGCAAGACCAACGGCCAGUGUUCUUUCACCUGUCCUGAUGACAAGGUAUACCAACCAUGUGGUCCCAUCUACCCGCCCACCUGUCAAAGUCCUCAGGGAAGCAUGAACAGCAGCCUGAUCCUUGCUGAAGACGUCAGCCGAAUCACAGAGGGAUGUUUCUGCCCUGCCGGCACCACCCUCUUCAGCUCGAGCUCUAACAUCUGUGUGCCAGCCUCUCUCUCUGAGUGCCAACCCUGGUGCACAGGCCCCAACGGAGAGCCCGUGAAGAAAGGCCUGGAAAUGGCAGACAACCUGCCACUGAGUCCUGGAGGAGGGUCAGCGUCCCUUUCAUUGAUCCGGGAGAGAAGAAACCAGAGGCGGGAAGGCAGCUUCUUCCCGGCGGCUCUGGAGAUGCGGCCGAUGCCCGUGUCUGCCGUCCUCCUGAGGGCACCUGGAGCUGUGGUGUCCUCAGAUCCCUGUGAAACCUGCAGUUGUGUCCCUGAAGGCGACCCAGAGUCCCAGACACACGUCAUCAAGUGCAAGACCAAAGUCUGCGACACCCACUGUCCGAGGGGCUCCAGGAUCCAGAAGCAGCCAGGCCAGUGCUGUGGCACAUGCGUGCAGUUUGCCUGCGUGAUGCCCACCAAUGACAGCUCAGUUAAUCUGGUCUGGCCAGGGGAAACCUGGUCCAGUCCUGGGGAUAAAUGUGUCCAGUACAAAUGCGAGGAAGUCAAUGGGCAGCUCACUUUGGUGACCAUGAAGAAAGCCUGUCCCCCCGCCCUCUGCUCCCAGCCCGUGACCCUGACUGCUCUGUCUCUCCGCCUCAAAGAGGUUUACCACUGUGACGUGGGCCGACACACCCAAGUCAUCCGGAAGGGUGGCUGCAGCUCCAGCGCCCCAGUGGAGGUGACUUACUGCCAGGGCAACUGCGGAGACACGACCUCCAUCUACUCCUUCGAGGCCAACGCAUUGGAGCACCGCUGCAAGUGCUGCCGAGAGCUGAGGACCAGCCAGAGGAACGUGUCGCUGAGCUGCCCCGACGGCUCCAGCCUGGCCGUCACCUUCACCCAGGUGGAGGAGUGCGGCUGCCGGCACCUGCCAUGCGAUGACGUGCCCGGGGGCGGGAGCGGCGAGGACAGCGGAGAGAGUGAGGACAUCCAGGCGCAGAGCCGGGAGCAGGGGCCGCGCCAGGCUCCCCGUGGGGGCCAGGCCCUGCGUUGGCGAAGGGCCGCCCACGGCCUCCAGCCCCAGAGAUAA
Messenger RNA from Gracilinanus agilis (Agile Gracile Mouse Opossum), 9381 nucleotides. RefSeq names its product mucin 5AC, oligomeric mucus/gel-forming (gene MUC5AC). Lineage: Eukaryota; Metazoa; Chordata; Mammalia; Didelphimorphia; Didelphidae. The record is from RefSeq and is a predicted model, not a curated record. The coding region runs from base 1 to 9381 and encodes 3126 amino acids. Gene Ontology annotation, cellular component: extracellular matrix. Gene Ontology annotation, molecular function: protein binding. The transcript is spliced from 48 exons.